Molecule: messenger RNA, 318 nt
Organism: Paramuricea clavata
Lineage: Eukaryota; Metazoa; Cnidaria; Anthozoa; Malacalcyonacea; Plexauridae
Source: the annotation of a GenBank genome assembly
AUGAGGAAAAAGAUAACGGCUGAGAGCUUUGGGAAGAAGAAAUUCCAGGAUCAAAACAUAAAUAAAAUUCAAGAAGCAGUGUGUGAUACUUUUAUGGCAUUUGGCAUAGCUGCAGUGUUGGAAUUUAAAGAAUCCAUUCUUUUCCCAAGUCAAGAUGAGCUGGAUGAUUGCAAACGGUCAAACGGAAAUCAUAGUGCAAUAUUGUUAACCAAGAUGAAGCAGUGGAUGACUGAAAGUUGUGAAGACGUUUUUUUCAAAUACUAUUCCCAGAUGUUUUCAUUGUUUGGUCCAUUACAACAAUUCUAUAUGAAUGCAUAA